This is a messenger RNA of Perca fluviatilis (European perch), 1925 nucleotides long. RefSeq names its product forkhead box E1 (gene foxe1). Gene Ontology annotation, molecular function: RNA polymerase II cis-regulatory region sequence-specific DNA binding; DNA-binding transcription factor activity, RNA polymerase II-specific. Bases 329 to 1438 code for a protein of 369 amino acids. The transcript has a single exon. Lineage: Eukaryota; Metazoa; Chordata; Actinopteri; Perciformes; Percidae. The record is from RefSeq and is a predicted model, not a curated record. Gene Ontology annotation, biological process: regulation of transcription by RNA polymerase II; anatomical structure morphogenesis; cell differentiation.
UUAAACAACAUGCAUGGCAUUCUCACACCUUAACUUUUCAACUUUACCUGACAACAAACUUUUGGAAAUAAGCACCGCAUUUAUUGAAACAGGAUCUUAUGGAAAAAGCUAAUUACUUCCACUGCAUUUGAAGAGCUGCUGGAUAUGGACUUCAAGACAGUGAGUUGUUUGGAACAAAUGUGAUCUUUCUAGCAGGAUUGUGUGCUGGGCUGAUCUAUUGUAUUGAGUUCCACCGUCCAGGAUUUCAUCAGACACAGGAAACUUCAUCUAAACUUUGGAUUUGCAGUACGUUUAGAAUCUGUCUUUAAGGGACAUUUCUGAACUGUUCAUGACAAUGCCUGUGGUCAAAGUGGAGAAAGACUCUCCUGCAGACAACACUAUGUCUGCCUCCAACCCUCCACUGCAGACAGAGGAGCAGCCCAGAGGUCGGAGAAGGAAGAGACCUCUCCAGCGAGGGAAACCUCCUUACAGCUACAUUGCACUCAUUUCCAUGGCUAUAGCCAACUCCCCUGACCGCAAGCUGACUUUGGGGGGCAUCUACAAAUUCAUCACAGAACGCUUCCCCUUCUACAGAGAAAAUUCAAAGAAAUGGCAGAACUCAAUCCGCCAUAACUUGACUCUCAAUGACUGCUUUAUCAAGAUCCCCCGAGAGCCGGGGCGGCCAGGGAAGGGCAACUACUGGGCCUUAGACCCGAACGCAGAGGACAUGUUUGAGAGCGGCAGCUUCCUGAGGCGCAGGAAGAGGUUUAAGCGCUGUGACUUGAGCACUUACACCUCAUAUGUCCAUGAGACACCGGUUUUCUCUCCGGUCCAGAUUGCCAGAUCAGCCGCAUAUACCAACUCAGUCUACAACAACAUGACAGUCAAUCCGGCCUACGGGCAGCAGCUGCACUCUGCCUAUUACCCCCCUUCAUCUCCUCCUGGGUUUGGACCUGGACAGACCCGCAUGUUCAGCAUCAAUAACCUCAUAGGACACCAGACUCCUGCAAGCAUGCUGGGAGGUCAAGGGCCAGAGGUGAUGCAGCAGCCCGGCCGGAGCUUCAGUCCUGAGGGGCUCCCAAAUGGAUCCAGCCCCUGCAGCCUGGGAGCCCCGGCUUUCCAGAGUCAACCAUGCGGAGGGGCUGUAUCAUCACGCUCCUCUACACAUCCCGGGUUCACCUACUCCGGGCCAAACGGCCACCCACACCACCAUACACACCAUACACACCAGGGCUCGUAUGGACAGGGCCACACCCAGGGGUAUGCCGCGACAGGACGCCUCCAUUCCUCAGCCCACGGGUCUGUGGAGUCCAUGGACCAUUACGGAAGGGUCUCCCCAAUGCAGUUGGGGUCUUUCUGCCAGUAUAACAGUGCUGCAAGUCCUAUCGCCAACACUGGGGGUUACCUGAGACAUCCAACGUACCCAGGGAAUAUGGACAGGUUUGUGUCUGCUAUAUGAGCCACUGAGAAUCUAGAUCCGAGCAUCUAACUACCGUGUUAACACAACAUCAGGGACUUGAGACGGCAGACAUUUCUGCGCACAAACGUGUUUUUUGUUUUGUUUUUUUAUGACUUUUGACUUAUGAUUUUUUUAAGGACAAAACUGAAUAGACUGAUUAAAGCACGUCUUCUGACAUAACUGUGAUUUACCAUUUUCCAUAUUGAUAAUUUACUUUGAGAUACUGUAAAUUAAGCCUCUUCACAGCAUGUGAGUGUAAAGUUCUAAUCUAAUGUCAUGUGUGGUUGCCAGCUUCGUUUUUUUGUCAUGAAUUGAAUGUGCAAGUUUAAUAUGUACAUUACUGGUGAAUUUAAAUGACAGACUUUGAAAUAUUAGUAUAAAUUAUUGUGCUUCAUGGUCAUAGGCUUUGCAAUGCGUGGCUUGUAAAAAGAAUGUCAGCUUUAGUACAUGUAUUUUGUUGCCAAAUGUAAAUGCAUAUUAGGUUGCC